This is a messenger RNA of Pleuronectes platessa (European plaice), 3197 nucleotides long. RefSeq names its product polymerase (DNA directed), eta (gene polh). Gene Ontology annotation, cellular component: replication fork; site of double-strand break; nucleus. The coding region runs from base 130 to 2373 and encodes 747 amino acids. Lineage: Eukaryota; Metazoa; Chordata; Actinopteri; Pleuronectiformes; Pleuronectidae. Gene Ontology annotation, molecular function: damaged DNA binding; DNA-directed DNA polymerase activity. The transcript has 10 exons. Gene Ontology annotation, biological process: error-prone translesion synthesis; response to radiation. The record is from RefSeq and is a predicted model, not a curated record.
UCGACUGCGUAAAAAACAAAGCGACGGGAACAGAAACUCUGGCGCCCUGUUCAACUCCAGCGAGUCGAGCAACCGGAGCCGGUGUUUCGUUCCGUCUCCCUCCCGCUGAGCGAGCCUCCUCUCCGGGCGAUGGAGCACGGCAGAGAGCGGGUGGUGGCGCUGGUGGACAUGGACUGUUUCUACGUGCAGGUGGAGCAGAGGCUGGACGCCGCUCUGAACAACACUCCCUGUGUGGUGGCCCAGUACAAGACGUGGAAAGGAGGCAGCAUUAUAGCUGUGAGCUACGAGGCCAGGGCCCAUGGGGUCACCAGGAACAUGUGGGUGGACGAUGCAAAGAAACUGUGCCCAGACCUGCAGGUGGCACGAGUGCGUGAGUCUCACGGCAAGGCAGACCUGACGCAUUACAGGGACGCGAGUGUGGAGGUGAUUGAGGUGAUGUCUCGCUUUGCUGUGAUUGAGAGAGCCAGCAUCGAUGAGGCCUACAUGGAUCUGACGGCUGCGGUCCAGCAGCGGCUGAAAGACAUGGCCGACAAACGAAUAGAGCCUCACCUGCUGAGGGCCACUUACAUCCAAGGGUACCCACAAAGCUCAACUGACCUGGAAGCAGCUGAAGAAGAUUCUGUGUUAGAUAAAGAGGAGCUGAGGUCCAGAGGUCUCCAGCAGUGGCUGGAAUCCUUACCUGUUCUCCUGACAGGGGCGCAGAGCUCUGCAGAAGUGCAGCUGACUGUGGGGGCGAUCAUUGUUGAGGAGAUGAGAGCAGCCGUGGAGAAAGAUACAGGAUUCAGCUGUUCAGCAGGAAUAUCGCACAAUAAGGUACUGGCUAAACUCGCCUGUGGACUGAACAAACCUAACAGACAAACUGUUCUGCCUUUGGACUCUGUAACAGAACUUUUCAACACUUUACCCAUCACCAAGAUUCGUAACCUGGGGGGUAAGCUGGGAGCCUCCAUUAAAGAAACUCUGGGAAUAGAGAACAUGGGAGAUCUGACUCGCUUCACGCAGGACCAGCUGGGGCAGCACUUUGGAGAAAAAACAGGCCAGUGGUUGUAUGAGUUGUGUCGGGGGAUUGAUUUCGAAGCAGUGAAACCCAGACAGCUUCCCAAGUCCAUCGGCUGCAGUAAAAACUUCCAAGGGAAAACAUCACUGGCCACGAAAGAGCAAGUACAGUACUGGCUUCAUCAACUGGCUCUUGAGCUGGAGGAGCGGCUGACCAAGGACAGAGAAGUGAACGGGCGAGUGUUUAAGCAGCUGACAGUGGGUGUACGUCAGCUCGGGGAUAAGAAGCAGAGCAGCUUCUCUCGCUGUUGUGCUUUAGUGCGCUACGAAGCAACCAAAAUUUCUAGUGACAGCUUUGCCAUAAUCAAGAGCCUGAACACAGCAGGAAACCACCAGGCCACAUGGGCUCCAGCUCUCACCCUGCUACACCUUUCUGCGAGCAAAUUCAGUGAUGCUCCAUCAGCAGGGGGGAUGGCUGGUUUCCUUUCCAGUGAUGUCACCUCGACCCAGAGCCUCUUCUCCACCACUCAGUCCUCCACCCAGCCGACCUCGGAACUGAAGAAUAACUCGACAUGCAAACAACCCGGCACCAUUCAGUCCUUCUUUCAAAAGGUGGCUGAGAAACAAAAACUGAAGGUGAUGAAAGAAGAAGAUGAGGAGGAGGAGGAGGAAGAUGAUGGAGUCUCCAAAGGAAUUUCCCCAUGUUCCUCCUCCUCUCAUAAAACAUCUGGAACUGGUAGUCAGUUGGUGACAGAUGCCAAUAGCUCAGUUUCGUCACUUUCAUCUCACUCUAAAAGCGAUUCGAUCAGCCCCCAUCCUGGCAUUUCCUCUUUCUUCCACAAAAAGAGUCUUGAGAGAAGCCUCCAGGCCUCAGCACCGACACUGAGCAGCACUGAAGCAGAAGUCGGACCUGGGAGUGUUAAUAAAGAGGUGGAAUUAGAAGACACUGUUGCUGUUUUGUCAGGCCUGCAGGAAAAAACUAUCUCAGAGGUUACAUUUCACCAGACACCAUGUGAAGAGUUAAAGGAUGAAGUGGACACUGGUCCAGAGGGAGAUUCCCAUCCUGCCAGUGUGGCCAGAGAGGACCUCUUAAACUGUGAACACUGUGGCCAGGACGUGUUGGUCUGGGAAAUGCCUGAACACAAUGAUUAUCACUUUGCCCUGGACCUCCAAAAUUCACUCUCUUCUUCAUCUGUGGGUUCAUCAUCUGUCUCUGCCUCUUCCUCCGCAUCUCUGCUCAGGGUGGCUGCAGCCGGCACGACCCAGUCCGCCCGGGGCAAGACAAAAAACAGCGGCCAGUCAGGACCACAACCAAAAAGACCCCGCUCUCAGAGUGGAAGAACGACCACUCUGGAUUCUUUUUUUAAGAAGAACUGAACAUGUACUGUAGAAAACCUUUUUUAAUUAAAAUAAUAGAAAUGCUUACAAUGUAAUUUGCUCUUAAAUGGAUUGAAAGCCAUAAUGUAACAGUGCCUUUAAUGAUUGAUGGUAAUACACUAUAUCUCAUAAGUUAUGUAAGCUAAAACCUUCAGAAAUUAUUUUGCCAACCUGAGUAUAUUUAGGAUUCUUGUAGUAUUCUGACCUACCAGCAGGGGCCACUAGUCAGUAUAUUAGUGAACUCAAGAGAUACACGUUUUGUAAGAGUAUAGAUUUGAAUAUAAAUUGAGCUGGCGUGCACUCAGGGAUCCAAAUAUUACUUUAAGUAACAUUUCUUCUCACCUGUCCAACAUUCAGGUUGUUAGAAACAAUACAAAACAGUUGUAAAACUCAUUGUUUUUCACGUAGACAUUCCUAAUUCAAACUACAAACGGAAACUGACUUAUUAAAGGUAAUGUUUGUUCUAAGGCCUGUGAUAUAAAAGCAUCUGCCUAGUUCUUUAAUAAUUUAAUGCCAUACAUAAUGUAAAAUCAUGGGUUGAUUGGACCGUUAAUAUUCUCAGUGCCUUGUCAUCCUGUUUUGGUUCCACUCUGCUACAGCUGUUAUGCACAAUCGUGAAAGACAGUUUAUUGACUAGAUUACUCUAGUCAAUUAUUAGAUAGGAAGCAGAUAAGGAGGAGGGAGCACUUCAAGGAUAAUAAUAAAUAAAAAAAAUUUAACUAAAUUUUGGGGAUUGAGAGUUUCCUGUGACAUGUGAGCCAUGACGGACAACAAAACAAAUAAAGACAAUAAAAGUUUUAUUCAUGUACAUCAUGACACACAAA